Lobosporangium transversale is the source of this 2063-nucleotide messenger RNA. RefSeq lists its product as hypothetical. Lineage: Eukaryota; Fungi; Mortierellomycota; Mortierellomycetes; Mortierellales; Mortierellaceae. The transcript has 5 exons. Gene Ontology annotation, biological process: actin filament organization. Bases 370 to 1995 code for a protein of 541 amino acids. The record is from RefSeq and is a predicted model, not a curated record.
GACCAGCACCUCGUGGCUCUUGUCACCCGAGACAAAGGCUCCAUUUCUGUGUUGCCCCUUUUUUUACUUUAUUUUAUGUGAUCAAGGAGAGAUUUGCUUGUCCAUCACACACACGGCCCUCUCGUCAUCACAGAUCUUCUCUCGCUUUCUUGUUUACAUCUCUCUCUCUCUUUUCCUUCUCUCUUCCUUUCGCUUUCCUCUAUCUCUUUCUAAUAACCAAAUCUUAAUCUCUUCCACUUUCACUCUCACUAUCAACUUACCAACAAUCACCAAGCUCGGGUUCAAGUAACGAUCGAAAAUAUCUGACAGGAUUCUUGGGACGGCUACAAACAAGAAAAAAAGAGAGAAAACAGUCAAUCAUCAUCACAGAUGCCCAGCAUCACACUCAACAAUCCUGAGGACAAGGCUUUAGUCAAACGAUUCUUGUCAUCGCCUAGCACUAGGAUCAUCACUGCAACAGUCGCUAGGCUUUAUGUUGCCUAUCCUGAUCCAUACCAAUGGACUUAUUCUGGCAUCUUGGGUGCAGUAGCCUUGAUCCAGACAAGUCAUACUUUCUACUUGCGCAUCGUCGACCUCUUGUAUAGCAGAGGUAUAGUUUGGGAGCAGGAACUCUAUGACGGAUUCGUCUACUCGCAAGACAAACCAUUUUUUCAUACGUUUCAAACAGAUAACUAUGUUGCAGGGUUCUCGUUUGCAGAUGAACAUGAAGCAGAAGUAUUUUUUGGAAAAGUGAACGGACGGGCACAACUUCGACCAUUCAAACCGGUACCAACUGCAGGGGCAUUGGCAAAAUCAGGAAAGUCAGGAGGCGCUCAGGGUCGAGGUAGAAUCCCUCUACAGAAUGGAAAAGUAGACAAGUCCCGCAUCGGACUCCCUUCAGAUUUUCGACAUGUUGGCCAUAUCGGUUGGGAUCCUGACAUUGGUUUUGAAGCUCAAAACAUUGAUCCAGCAUGGCAAGAGCUAUUUGAUCAACUCAAUAUCUGUGGCGUCAGCAAACAACAGAUCAAAGAGAACGCGACUUUUAUUACCGAUUUCGUCAAUGCACAUGGUGGGUUGAGUAAAAAACAAAUCGAAAAGGCCCAGCUAUCCAAUGGACAUACUUUAUACAAAUCUCCUUCACCCUUCACUGGUGCUAGCAGCGGUAGUGGUGCUGCUGCUGCUGCCACAACUACUCCAUUACGACCUUUAUCUCCACAGCAAAAACGGCCACCACCUCCACCACCUCCACCACCGCCAGUAUCAACUGCGGGCGCCUCAUCCCCAACUACACCUUUGUUGGCAUCCCCUACUCCCUUUCAUGGGUAUCUGCCAAGACCAUUGGUUCAGGUCAUGGCCAGCCUAUCUUCCUUUGGUUAUAAUCAGUCAUCUACCACAGGCCCACAACCUACAGACUCGUCCUUGCUACCUAUUGUACCUGUCGAGCCAAUAGCAGAGCAAUAUCAACCGUCACUAGUGGGGGCGAAUACAACAGAUGGACGGUCUUCACCUCCUCCAACAGCCGUCGCGCCUCCACCACCACCACCUCCUCCUCCUCCUCCACCAGCAUCACAGUCAUCAUGUCAAGCUCCUCCUUCGACAGUUGAUACGGCACAGGCAUCAAAAUCAAAUACAGGACCAUCUCUCGUUAUCAGCACCUCAAAUCUAAAUGCCAUUCGACAAUCGCUACGCCCAUCCGGAACAAAUGAGCAUAAGAGCGAGACAAAGUACAGCAAUGGCCAAGCAACACAGCUCAAGAGCCCAAUUGAGAGUUCCUUGUUAGCAAGUAUCCGAGAAGCAGGUGGAUUACAAGGGCUGCGCAAGACGGGCGGCCUUCGAUCUCCUCCACCAAUGCAAAAACGUCCUGCUUCACCAAUAGGACCGAGUAAUAGUCAGGGAGAUUUGGUCUCUGCUCUUGUGGCCGCCUUGAACCGGAGACAGACCAAGUUAACCUACAGUGAUGACGAUGAUGAUGGCCAACAAAGAAGCGAUGACGAUGAUGGAUGGGAUGCAGAUUGAAGAAAUAAAAUAAAGUAAAAUAAUUAUAAUAAUAACCAACAUCUUGGGGCGUACAAGUACCAUGUGGU